AUGGCGCAUGUCGGGGGCGUCAUCGCCUCGGCCAUCCUGGGUGUCGUGAGCAAACAGAUCAUGUCCGCCAUCAAAGGGCAGAUCAAGCUGCAGUGGAACUUCGUGAGCGACCUACAGAAGAUGAGAUCGUCGCUGCAGACGGUGGAGGCCCUGCUCGAAGACGCUGAGAGGCGGUCCAUCACGGAUCUGGCGGUGCGUCUGUGGCUGGGGCGGCUCAAGGACGCUAUGUAUGAGAUCUCUCACAUGAUCGAUGAUUUCGAAGUCAACAGCGAACCUGCUGCACAAAAGUGGUACCCUCAAACAACUGUUUCGAGGUUGAAAAUGGCCAAUAAGAUGAAGAACAUGAGAGAGCAGUUGAAGGGGAUCACAGAAGACCGCAUUCCUUUCACUUUCAUGCAAGAAACUGCCCCUCGCGUGCAGGAAGUCUGUUACAACCGGGAAACAACAGCGGCUGUGACGGAAGCACGAGUCGUAGGGAGGGAUAAGGAAAAACUGGAAAUCAUGGCUCGUUUGUCUGGGAGCAUCACAAAAGAGAUCACCAUCCUUCCGAUAUAUGGUAUUGGAGGCAUUGGGAAGACAACCAUGGCACAAUUAGUUUUCAAGGAUUCGGAGUUCAAAGAGUACUCUCGGGUGUGGGUCUAUGUGUCCGAGACAUUUGAUUUGAAGAAAAUUGGGAAUUCUAUAAUAUCACAACUAUCCAAUAGCAAUAGUCAGUAUACCGACCUUCAGAUGAUAGAAAAUAACCUUCAAACGCACCUUUCUGUUAAAAGCGUACUAAUCAUCUUAGAUGACCUGUGGGAGAGGGAACCGCAUCAGUUAGAAAGGUUGAAGACUAUGCUAGAGCUGGGUGAAGGGAGCAAAGUAGUGGUGGUAGUAACCACACGAGAUGAAUAUAUUGCACAAAAAAAUCAGACGGUGGGGCCAUAUAAGCUAGCUCCCUUGACAGAUGACAUUUGUUGGACUAUCAUAAAAGAUAAAACUUCCUUUGAAGCUAGAACUGACAGAGCGCUGUUAGAGCUGGUCGGGAUGGACAUUGCAAAGAAGUGUGCAGGCUUGGCUUUAGCAGCCCGGUCUAUUGGGUAUAUGUUGGACUCUAUGGAAUUUGAUGAAUGGGUGUCGGUGAACAACAGUGAGUUGUGGGACGUGCUUGCCUCAGAAGGAUAUUCACCUCAUCAUGUGCAUGCAUCCUUGCUACUAAGCUAUCGCAGUAUGAGUUCAUACUUGAAGCUAUGCUUUGGCUAUUGUGCAAUCUUCCCAAAAGGUCACUUUAUAGCUAAAGAAGUUCUAGUUCACCAAUGGAUUGCUCUUGGACUUGUGGAGCCACUGAGGGCACUCUCUAAUAAAUAUAGCAGUGAUAAAUAUAUUAAUCAGCUUUUAGGCAUGUCCUUCCUUGAACAACCAAAGUUGCCAUGGCUUGGGGACGACGGCAGUAUAUUCUUUAUCAUGCAUGACCUGGUGCAUGAUCUUGCAAGAUCAGUCAUGGCUGAUGAAAUUGACAUAGAUGUUCCUACCUGCCGAUAUGCAUGGCUGACAGAUCAGAGAAAGCUAUUUAAUUCAGCAGUGAUUCCACUCGCCAAGAUAAGGGCACUACAUUUUCAUGAUCCUGGCAACUUUCAGCUUAAUGGUGAUGCAUUUUCACCAGCCAAAUGUCUCCGUGUACUAGAUUUAAGCAGGUACUGCACACAAGAGUUGCCUGAUUCUAUUGGUCAACUGAAACAGCUGAGGUAUCUUGAUGCUUCAUGGAAGCUCAAUUUUUCGGUAUCACCACCAGAAUCUAUAAGGAUACCAAAAGCUCUGGGUGCCCUUACCAAACUCCAAUAUUUGAAUUUAUCACGUCGCAGAGAACUCAUAGGCCUGCCAAAGGUCAUCAGCAAACUCAUGGAGCUCCGGUAUUUAAAUAUAUCAACCUGCACGGGUUAUCAUUCACUGGGCAUCCCUUCAGCAAAUCAAACUUUCAUUGAUUGUAUUGGUGCCCUUCCCAAUCUGGAGCAGUUGGACUUGUCUUUGAACAAUUAUGGUUUUAGUGUACCUGAAAGUUUUAGCAGCCUCAAGAAACUGAACCUCUACGGCUGCAAUCGGAUUGCUAGCAUUCCAGAAAAUGUGGCGAAAGUGGAUAUUCAGAGGCUUUUUGGCUUGUUGGAACCGGUGGGAAACGAAAACAUCGUGUUUAACGUGCGUGAAGGUUAUAGUGAAUCCAGCAGCACUCUUUUCUUUCUUAAUCAUACAAAUCCUAAUGUGUUGCACAUCUUCAAUCUUGAAAAUGUGAAGUCAGUAGAAGAGGCACGCAGUAUAAGGUUGAUGGAGAAACAGAACAUUGAAAGUUUGAGUUUGCUGUGGUGCAGACGUGUGGAUUAUCUGAAACACAUGGAGUUGCUGACAGAGCUAGUGCCACCAAUCAAUGUAAAGCAUUUGAGGAUAAUAGGUUACGUGGAUGCCAUCUUUCCAUACUGGGUAAUGGAUAUAAGCAAAUAUCUUCCUAAUCUUGUGAGCCUGGAGAUGUCGCAUUCGCCAUGCAGCAGCCUACCACCACUUGUCCAACUACCCAACCUACGCGAGAUUAUUCUCGGCAAUAUGAGUAACCUGCAAGAAUUUAACACAACAUACUCAAUGGGUGAGGAUGGUGCGAAUGAACUCUCGUUGCCUAAACUUGAAUAUCUGAAAAUGUACAAGUGCCCCAAGUUGAGGAUUAAACCGUGUCCGCCUAGAGCUGAGUACUGGCAUGUGUCGCAAUGUGACAACGUGCUAUCGUCGUGGGGAGAGUGUGCCUCAAGCACAUCUGCUUCCUCCUCAUCUUCUCCUGUGAAUAAACUGGAAGUUAAAUAUUCCAGUCUGCCUUUGCACAAGUGGAGAUUGCUUCACAACCUACCCGGCCUUAGUGAUUUAACUAUCGCCUAUUGCAAUGAUCUGACUAUCUCACCAGAGAUCGGCCGAGCCUUCACCUCUCUCGAAUCACUCUCCCUAGAAUUUAAUAGCCUGCAAAAUUUGCCAGAAUGGUUCAGUCAGCUCACAUCUCUUCGGCAGCUGAACUUAAAAGGCAUGCACUACCUACAGAAAUUGCACCUGAACUUGAGGCAACCUACGCAGUUGCAAUAUCUGAAUCUCGACAACUGUGAUACACUGGUGUUACUACCGCAAUGGUUAGGAGGACUCACCUUGCUGAAGACACUUGAGAUUCGUUUUUGCAAGAGCAUCAUCUCUUUACCGGAGAGAUUACUCAUCAAGCUCCAAGAACUUCGUAUUUCGAACUGCCCUCAGUUAUAUGAAUGUUUAUCAGCUGAAGCUAAGGACGAGUACGAGGUGAUCCAGAUGGAAUGUUCACGAUUCAGGAUGCCGGCCUUGAAGCUGUUCUGA
Molecule: messenger RNA, 3351 nt
Organism: Triticum aestivum (bread wheat)
Lineage: Eukaryota; Viridiplantae; Streptophyta; Magnoliopsida; Poales; Poaceae
Product: disease resistance protein RGA2-like
Exons: 4
Coding region: 1-3351 (1116 amino acids)
Molecular function (GO): ADP binding; protein binding
Source: RefSeq, a predicted model, not a curated record